CUCCGAGGAAGACCCAGGGAACUGGAUAUCUAGCGAGAACUUCCUACGGAUUCCCCGGCGCCUCGGGAAAAUGGGAGCUGCUGCAAAGUUGGCGUUUGCCGUCUUUCUUAUCUCUUGUUCUUCAGGUGCUAUACUUGGUAGAUCAGAAACUCAGGAGUGUAUUUUCUAUAAUGCUAAUUGGGAAAGAGAUAGAACCAAUCGAACUGGUGUUGAACCCUGUUAUGGUGACAAAGAUAAAAGGCGACAUUGUUUUGCUACCUGGAAGAAUAUUUCUGGUUCCAUUGAAAUAGUGAAGCAAGGUUGUUGGCUGGAUGAUAUCAACUGUUAUGACAGGACUGAUUGUAUAGAAAAAAAAGACAGCCCUGAAGUGUAUUUUUGUUGCUGUGAGGGCAAUAUGUGUAACGAAAGGUUUUCUUAUUUUCCGGAGAUGGAAGUCACACAGCCAACUUCGAACCCAGUUACACCUAAGCCACCCUAUUACAACAUAUUGCUCUAUUCCUUGGUGCCACUUAUGUUGAUUGCGGGGAUUGUUAUUUGUGCAUUUUGGGUGUAUAGGCAUCAUAAGAUGGCCUACCCUCCUGUACUUGUUCCAACUCAAGACCCAGGACCACCCCCACCUUCUCCGUUACUAGGUUUGAAGCCACUGCAGUUAUUAGAAGUGAAAGCAAGGGGAAGAUUUGGUUGUGUGUGGAAAGCCCAGCUGCUCAAUGAGUACGUGGCUGUGAAAAUAUUUCCAAUACAGGACAAACAAUCAUGGCAAAAUGAAUAUGAAGUUUAUAGUUUACCUGGAAUGAAGCAUGAGAACAUAUUACAGUUCAUUGGUGCAGAAAAACGAGGCACCAGUGUUGAUGUGGAUCUUUGGCUAAUCACCGCAUUUCAUGAAAAGGGUUCACUGUCAGACUUUCUUAAGGCUAAUGUGGUCUCUUGGAAUGAAUUGUGUCAUAUUGCAGAAACCAUGGCUAGAGGAUUGGCAUAUUUGCAUGAGGAUAUACCUGGCCUAAAAGAUGGCCACAAACCUGCCAUAUCUCACAGGGACAUCAAGAGUAAAAAUGUGCUGUUGAAAAACAAUCUGACAGCUUGCAUUGCUGACUUUGGGUUGGCAUUAAAAUUUGAGGCUGGCAAGUCUGCAGGUGAUACCCAUGGACAGGUUGGUACCCGGAGGUAUAUGGCUCCAGAGGUAUUAGAGGGUGCUAUAAACUUCCAAAGGGAUGCAUUUUUGAGGAUAGAUAUGUACGCCAUGGGAUUAGUCCUGUGGGAACUGGCUUCUCGCUGUACUGCUGCAGAUGGACCUGUAGAUGAAUACAUGUUGCCAUUUGAGGAGGAAAUUGGCCAGCAUCCAUCUCUUGAAGACAUGCAGGAAGUUGUGGUGCAUAAAAAAAAGAGGCCUGUUUUAAGAGAUUAUUGGCAGAAACAUGCUGGAAUGGCAAUGCUCUGUGAAACGAUAGAAGAAUGUUGGGAUCACGAUGCAGAAGCCAGGUUAUCAGCUGGAUGUGUAGGUGAAAGAAUCACUCAGAUGCAAAGACUAACAAAUAUCAUUACCACAGAGGACAUUGUAACAGUGGUCACGAUGGUGACAAAUGUUGACUUUCCUCCCAAAGAAUCUAGUCUAUGAUGGUUGCACCAUGUGUCCACAGUGAGAAACAGGACUCUGAACUGGAGCUGCUAAGCUGAUGAAACUGCUCACAGUUUAUUUUCUGUGAGAAAUGAGUAGGAGGAGGUCUCCUGGACAUGUCAGGAAGAAGACCCUCAUUUAAAAAUGUGGCUCUGGGAGACUUACAGCAUUGCCUGCAGCAGAGACGUGAAGGACAUGAGACUAAGAGAAGUUGCAGACUCUAUAAAGAAACUUUUGAAAAAGUGUACAUGAAGAACGUAGCCCUCUCCAAAUCAAGGAUCUUUUGGACCUGGCUAAUCAAGUGUUUGAAAACUGACAUCAGAUUUCGUAAUGUCUGUCAGAAGACACUAAUUCCUUAAAUGAACUACUGCUUUUUUUUUUUUAAAUCAAAAACUUUUCAUUUCAGAUUUGAAAAAGGGUAACUUGUUUUUAUUGCAUUUGCUGUUGUGUUUGUAUGAAUGACUAUUGUAAUGCCAACACGACACGGCUUGUGAAUGUUUGGUGUGCUGCUGUUCUGUGUACAUAAACAGAGGCAUCAGAGUGGGGUACAGGAGAGAGGCUUCCAAGCAUUACUUUAACCUCCCUCAACAAGGUAUACCUCAGUUCCACGGUUGCUAAAUUAUAAAAUUGAGAACACUAACAAAAUUGGAAUAAUAAAUCGAUCCAUGUUUUGUAACAAGGUAUUACAAAUUCACUGUGUUAUUUAAGAAAAAAAGGUAAGCUAUGGUCAGUGCCAACACUAAGUGGCCAUUCAUUAAGCAGUGUUUUAGCUUUUCUUGUGCUAGCUUGUAAUUUAAGGGAAAAAAGUGUUUUUUGAAAUGAAAAAAUGAUGUCAUUUCCCCCUUUUUCCCAUGUUUUAAAGCUUCACCUUCUAUCCAGUUCCCAAAUUAUUGC
Messenger RNA from Neomonachus schauinslandi (Hawaiian monk seal), 2506 nucleotides. RefSeq names its product activin A receptor type 2A (gene ACVR2A). Gene Ontology annotation, cellular component: plasma membrane; activin receptor complex. Gene Ontology annotation, molecular function: activin receptor activity; activin binding; ATP binding. Gene Ontology annotation, biological process: cellular response to growth factor stimulus; protein phosphorylation; activin receptor signaling pathway. Lineage: Eukaryota; Metazoa; Chordata; Mammalia; Carnivora; Phocidae. The coding region runs from base 71 to 1612 and encodes 513 amino acids. The transcript is spliced from 11 exons. The record is from RefSeq and is a predicted model, not a curated record.